CGAGACCGACCGCGGCGCCGUGCGCAUGCGCGCGGGAGAGCGGGAAGUCCAGCUGGGCGAGAAGUCUAGGAGGGCGGUGCUUGGCUGCGGCGGCGGUUGCUGUUGCUGCGCAGAAACUACUAGGCAGCGUGCUGAGAAGAGUUAAGGAGAACUGCGGCUGCUCGGUCUGCAGGCGCGAUGGAUAACGUGCAGCCGAAAAUAAAACAUCGCCCUUUCUGCUUCAGUGUGAAAGGACACGUGAAGAUGCUGCGGCUGGCACUAACUGUGACAUCUAUGACCUUUUUUAUCAUCGCACAAGCCCCUGAACCAUAUAUUGUUAUCACUGGAUUUGAAGUCACCGUUAUUUUGUUUUUCAUACUUUUAUAUAUACUCAGACUUGAUCGACUAAUGAAGUGGUUAUUUUGGCCUUUGCUUGAUAUUAUCAACUCACUGGUAACAACAGUAUUCAUGCUCAUCGUAUCUGUGUUGGCUCUGAUACCAGAAACCACACCAUUGACAGUUGGUGGAGGGGUGUUUGCACUUGUGACAGCAGUGUGCUGUCUUGCCGACGGGGCCCUUAUUUACCGGAAGCUUCUGUUCAAUCCCAGCGGUCCUUACCAGAAAAAGCCUGUGCAUGAAAAUAAAGAAGUUUUGUAAUUUUAUAUUACUUUUUAGUUUGAUACUAAGUAUUAAACAUAUUUCUGUAUUCUUCCACAUA
Piliocolobus tephrosceles (Ugandan red Colobus) is the source of this 697-nucleotide messenger RNA. It is a transcript of the gene CKLF, whose product is annotated as chemokine like factor. Lineage: Eukaryota; Metazoa; Chordata; Mammalia; Primates; Cercopithecidae. The transcript has 4 exons. Bases 178 to 636 code for a protein of 152 amino acids. The record is from RefSeq and is a predicted model, not a curated record. Gene Ontology annotation, cellular component: membrane.